Paramecium sonneborni is the source of this 12114-nucleotide messenger RNA. The record is from the annotation of a GenBank genome assembly. Lineage: Eukaryota; Ciliophora; Oligohymenophorea; Peniculida; Parameciidae.
AUGAAGUUAUUAUUACUAUUUUUGUUGACAUCUAUUUUUGUAGUAUAAAGUGAGACAACAAAUAUUAGUUUAAGUUCACCUUGUUCAUGUACUUAACUUUUUGAAUAUGAUUGCUACAGAAAUUAAAAUUGUGUUUGGAAUAAGCUUUUACUAAGAUGUGAAAUUAAAUCAACAACAGAAGACACUAACACAAACACAAAUACUAAAAUAAGUUCAUAUUGUACUAAAUUUGGAUCUGAUAAAUGCUGGUAAGAAGAAGGAUGUGCUUACAUUUUAAAUGAAUGUGUUUAAUUUACAUCAUGUUCUAGUUAUCCUUUUAGUGUUUAAGAACUUUGUUAGAUGGUUUCGAGUAAAUGUAUCACAGAUGGUGAAAAAUGUGUUGAACUAGCUGAUUGUUACUAAUAUUCAACUCCUACAUCUUGUGUUAAAAAUUCAAAAGGAAAGUAUUGCUUUUGGGAUUAAUAUUGUCUCGAUGCAACAGAUUGUAUCAAACUUCCACUUUCAUUCAAAACAGAUGCUUAAUGUCGUGAAUAACUCCCUUAUUGUACAAUUAAUCCAAGAGGUGGAUGUCAGGUCAGUGGAUACAAUUGUGAAGAUCAAGAGUUUGAGAUGUAAUGCUAUUAUAAUCAAAAAUUGGGAUUAUGUGCAUGGGUUAAUGGUAAAUGUAUGAAUCGUUCAUGUGAAACUGCUCCAAAAUCUAUAAGAACUGAUGAAGCUUGUUAAGAAUAUUUUGAAGGCUGCACAUUAAUUGCAGAAGGAGGAUGUAGACAAAGAACAUAAUGUAAUGAUGUGACAAUUAAGGAAUCUUGUACAUAUAGUGCUAAUGGUUCUCUAUGUUUUUGGAAUGAAGGAAAGUGUUAUGAUAAAAAAUGUGAAAAUGCUCCUUAAAAUAUUAUUUGUUCUAGUUUUUAAGAAAAUUGUGUUCCAAAAUCUGUAGGAGGUUGUAUGAGUAUCGGUGAGUGCUCAAAAUAUGAUUUAGAAGAGAGUUGUAAGAUAGAUAAAGAUAAUAAUAAAUGUUUUUGGACAGGUAAUUAAUGUGUAUCACAUACAUGUGAGAGUGCCCCUUUAGAAUAUGUAACUCAUGAAUAAUGUGCAACUUAUAAAGAAGAUUGCACAGUAAAUAAUAGUACAUUUAAAGGUUGUUCAUAGAGAACUUGUGACAAUGCUCCAACGACUGCAACCACAUUUCUUAGAACAAAUUAUGAAUGCAAUAAAUAUAAAGAAGGUUGCAUAACAAAAUUAGGUGGAGGCUGUAAGUAAUUAAAUGAAUGUAGUGAUAUUGAUGUUGAAAUAGGUUGUGUAGUUGAUAAAUAUGGUAGAAAUUGUUUUUUUUAUAAUGGUGAAUGUGCAUUAAGAAUUUGUGAAAAUGCUCCAUUGUCUUUUAAUAGUCAUGAAUAAUGUUAGGAAUUUAAUAUAGAAUGUACAGUAGCACGGACAAAGAUUGGAUGUGUUAAGAUGGCAUGUUAAGUUUUAACUUCAUAAAGUACUUGUAAGGUAGAUUUAAAUGGUAAUCGAUGUUUUUGGACAGGUCUUUGUUAUACAAAGAGUUGUGCUAAUGCUCCAUUUGAAUAUGAUUCAGAUUUGAAAUGCAAAAAUUAUCUUAGUUCAUGUACGAUAGCAAAUAGUGGUCGUGGAUGUAUAAUUAGACCGAGUCAAUGCAAUUAAUUAGUUCUUGAAGAUUAAUGUUAUAUAACAUCAACAGGUUAAAUUUGUGGAUGGUUUGAAGGAGCAUGUUAUGACAAAGCUUGUUUUACAGCACCUUAUACUUCAGAUUAUGAUACUUAUGAAGAAUGUGAUAAUUAUUUAAGUGGAUGCACUGUUGCAAGUGAAGGAAAUGGAGGUUGUGUUCUUUUGGAUUCAUGCACAACUUAUACAGCUUAAAGAAGUUGUCGAUUUAAUAAUUUAAAUUAACUUUGUGAAUGGACUGGAAAUGCUUGUUAUGAUAAAGCAUGCACUACAGCUCCUUAAAAUGCUGAUCAUGAUUCAAAUGAAGAAUGUGAUGCUUAUUUAACUGGAUGUAUUGUUGCUCCUAGUGGAUAAGGAUGUGUUUUAAAACCAAGUAGUUGUGGAAUGAUGAGUACAAAUACUUAAUGUACAGAAACAUCUACAAAUUCACUUGGAGGACCAUGUGUUUGGGUUGGAACAUGUGUGAAUAGAACUUGCAAUAAUGCCCCUGUUUCCACUAGUUAUGAUACUCAUGAAGAAUGCUACACAUUUUUAUCUUCUUGCACGGUAGUUGCAAGUGGAAUUGGAGGUUGUAUGACAUAAUUAAGUACUUGUGGCUAAUAUACAACAUUUAGAUCAUGUUAAUUAGCAUCAAAUGGAUAGAAAUGUGCUUGGCAAUAUAAUUAAUGUUAAAAUAGAAUAUGUUCAUAUGCUCCUGAUACAGAUUAAUUUGAUUCUGAUUCAGAAUGUUCUACUUUCCUUAGUUCUUGUACAGUAGUCAGGAGAAUAAGUAAUUUAGGUUGUACAUCUAGAUUAAGCUAAUGUUAAGAUCUUACAGAAUAAUAAUGUAUCAGUGAUAGUAGUAAUAAUCUAUGUACUUGGGAUACAACUCUUGCUACUCCUCAUUGUAAAACUAGAUCUUGUUCAUUAAUGAUUGGAUACACUUAUACAUAAUCAAAUUGUAAGAAUUGGUUAUAAGGUUGUGUUGUUGAUAAUGCUUCAACUCACAUAAGUUGUAUGGCCUAAAAAAACAGGUGCUAUCAAUAUAUUUAUGAGGAUAAUUGUGAAUAUUCUACUUCAGAUGGUUACUGUACUUGGGAUGGCUCAUCUUGUGUUUCUCGAGAUUGUACUACAACACAAAAUAUAUCAGAUUUUAAUCACACAAAUUGUAAUAAUUGGUUAUCUUAAUGUACUGUUGCAGCUCCAACAAGUUGUAUUUAAAAACCUACAAACUGUGCUGAUUAUGUUAAUUAUGAUUAAUGUUAUAAGAAUUACUCAAAUCAUCCUUGUGCUUGGGUAGAUGAUGCAUGUAUUGAGAAGACAUGCAUUAAUCAUGGCUAUUCAGUUACUGUAUUUAGUUAAACUAAUUGCAAAAAUUGGUUGUCUUCAUGUUCUGCUAAUCCAGGAAAUACUGCUUGUGAAACUACAAGAACUUGUGCUAAUUUUACAGGAAGUACAUUUACUCAUUCUGAUUGCAAUACAUGGUUAUCUGAUUGUACAACUGAUGGAAGUUAAUGUAUUAAUAAAACAUGUACUAAUUAUGGUUCAAAUGUUACAACCUUCGAUAAUUCUACAUGUUCAACUUGGUUCAGUGAAUGCACAAAUGAUGGAUCAACUGCUUGUAAGAGUGCUAGAACUUGUUCCAAUUAUGGAAUCAAAGUUACUAUAUUUAAUCAUACUAAUUGUACCACUUGGUUAUCAUCAUGCACUAAUACAAAUUCAGCUUGUACAGCUAGAACUUGUACUAAUUAUGGAUAAAAUAUUUUAUUUUUUACUCAUGAUACUUGUAAUACUUGGUUAUCAUCAUGUACUGUCACUUGGGAUAAAUUAGGUUGUGAAACUAAAACAUGCACAAAUUAUGGUCAAUAAGUUACUACUUUUGAUAAUUCCAAUUGUUCAACUUGGCUAUCAGGAUGUUAAGCUAAUAUAAAUGCUACUGCUUGUGAAUCAACCAAUACUUGUCCUUCUGGAGCAUUUACAACUGUUGCUAAUUGUAAUAAUUAUCUAGAAUCUUGUACAUUUGUAAGUGCUGUAAGCACAUCUUAAUGUACUAAUAAAGUUUGCACAUCAACAUCAGGUAUAACAACAUUUAAUCAUAAAACUUGUUCGAAUUUUUAUAAAAUGUGUACAAGCAAUUCAGGUUCAACUAAUUGUGAAUGGAGAACGUGUUAUAAUCAUAAAGGAUUUAUUUCUUAUUUUUCUCAUGUAUCAUGUGAAAAUUGGUUGUUUUAAUGCACAGCAAAUAGUACAAAUACAGGAUGCACAGUAAAAACUUGUACUAAUCAUGGAGGUAAUGUAACAUCAUUUACAAAUACAGAAUGUAACAAAUGGCAUCCUUCUUGUAAUGGAACAGGUUCUGCAUGUUAAGAAAGUAGGACAUGUGCAAGUGCUCCAACAGGAUAUUAAUAUGAACAUUCAAAUUGUGAGGCAUAUUCUUUAAGUUGUACAAAAAAUAAUGCAACAACUUGUACUACUAAAACCUGCUCUAAAGCAAAUUCAGUAUUUUCCAUUUUUAAUCAUGCUAAUUGUUCAGAAUGGUUAAGUAGUUGUACAUCUGAUGCAACUUAUUCAGCCUGCACAGACAAAACUUGUACUAAUUAUAAAGAUCAAUUAAGUACAAUAAGCCAUGCAACAUGUUCUGGUUGGUUAUCAACUUGUACAAGCAACAAAGAAGGUACUGCUUGUGAAACAAUAUCUUGUUAUAAUCAUGGAUCUUAAGUUACUGUGAUAGAUAAUACUAAUUGUGGAAACUGGAAAAGUGGAUGUGUUGGAGGAGGAUCUACCUGCAGAAAUACUACAAAUACAGUUUGUGGGUCAUAUGUUGGAACUUUUAAUCAUCCAAAUUGUACAAGUCAUUUAAGUACAUGUACUCAUUCUGGAGGUACAAAAUGCAUAGUUAGAACAUGUUAAUUAGCAUCUUAGGGCAACAUUACAGUGUUCAAUCAUUAAAAUUGUAGUGAUUGGUAUUUAGAAUGUACAGCAAAUUCAAAUGGAAGUAGUUGUUAAUAUAGAACUUGUUAUAAUCAUGGAGAUUAUAUUGUUACAUUUAAUGCAAGUACUUGUUCUGGAUGGCUUUAUGGUUGCAAUGUGAAUUCAACGAAUGAUGGAUGUAUAAGUGAACGUACAUGUAGUAAUUAUGGAGCUUAUUUAACAGAAUUCACUCAUGAAACUUGUAGUAAUUGGUUGAGUACAUGUACAGUAGACUCUGGAAGUACAGCUUGCAUAGAUAGAACAUGUACAAAUUAUGGAAGUAACGUGACUGUGUUUAAUUAUACUAAUUGUAAUGCUUGGUUAGAUGGAUGUACUGGAACAGGUAGUUUUUGUGAAGCUAGAUCUUGUAGUAAUUUUUCAACUGGAGCCAUUCCUUACACUGAAGCUAAUUGUUAUAAAUGGUAUUCUUAUUGUAAAGUUAAUAAUUCUCUUACUGCUUGUAUAAGUACACGUACAUGUACUAAUUAUGCUGGUAAUAUAACUACAUUUGACCAUUCAAAUUGUAAUAAUUGGCUAUCAGAUUGCACUGUCGCAUCAGAUGGAAACAGUUGUGAAACUAAAACUUGUACUAAUAGUAAUAUUACUUCAGGGAAUUUCAAUUUAACUAAUUGUAAUUCAUGGUUAUCAGGAUGUAUAGCUAAUAGUUCCGCAGACAAUUGUGAGACUGUAAAAACUUGCGAAAAUGCAAUAUCUAAUCUUACUACAUUUGAUCAUUCAACUUGCUCAAGUUGGAAGAGUUCAUGCACUUAUGAUAAAGCAGGAACUACUUCAACUGGAACAGCCUGUAUUGAAUUUAUAUGUUCUAAUGCUUAAUUGACUGCAUUUAAUCAUUCUGAUUGUUAAACCUACCAUAGCAGUUGCACAGUAAAUUCUACUGCUGAUGGAUGCGUUGAGUUCAUAUGUACAAAUGCUGUCAAUUCUAUUUCUACAUUUACAGACGAUGAUUGCAAAAGCUAUAAAGUUACAUGUACUGUAAAUAGUUCUGAUAAUAAUUGCGAAGAUAAAACUUGUGCUAAUGCAUCACGUACUUUGUCAAAUACUAUUUCAGAUGGUAAUUACAAUCAUGAUGAUUGUAAUAAUUGGUUACCAUCCUGCACCAUUAAUAAUUCAAGAAAUGGAUGUGAAACUAUGACUUGCGCCAAUGCAUCAAACUCUAAUGGCAUUACUAUUACUAUAGACUAAGAUUUUAGUUGUACAAAUAGUUGGAUGUCUUCUUGUGAUUUGCACACUUCAAAUAGUUAUUGUGUUGAUAAGACAUGUCUUACAUUUAGGGAUACAUUAUCAGCUUUAAAUUGCGCUAGUUAUUUAUCUGGAUGUACAUAUUAUGGAAAUUAUGAUAAUACCACUUCUUGUACUUCUACAGUAAGAACAUGUGCUAGUGCAGUUACAGCCCAUGAUAAUGGUUAUGACAUUGUUAGUUAAGCUGGAUGUAAUUUAUGGAAAUCUGGCUGUGCUUAUAGAGGCACAGGUAAUUAUGGCUGUGAAGAAAGAACAUGUUCAAAUUAUGUAAGUGCAAAUUAAUCUAAUCCAACAUCUUAUGCUUAAUGUAAUAGUUGGUUAGCUACUUGCACAUAUGAUAAUAUUAAUUAAAUAUGUGUAGAAAAAAACUGUUCUAACUUUUCUUAAUCUUCACCAUCCUAAAAUAAUUGUGUUGCUUGGAACCCUUAAUGUACAAUCAAUUCAACAUCAACAGGUUGUGAAAAAAAAAAUUGCACCAACUUUUCAUACGUCUCUUAGGUCUUUAAUGACACUGAUUGUGAACUCUGGUGGUUUAAUUGUAAAGCAAAUUCAGCCAAAACUGCUUGUGUAGCAAGUUGCACUACAACUACUGUUACUACAUUUAACUUUGAAAAUUGUUAAAAUUGGGAUACUAUGUGCUCAGUUAAUAGCGAUAACAAUAAUUGUGAAAAAAGAAGUUGUUUAAACCCUUAGCUAGCAUCCUACACUGAUACUACAUGUUCAGAGUGGUUAUCAACUUGUACAAAUAAUGGAAAUACAAGUUGUAAAGAUAGAACGUGUUAUAAUUAUUAAACAAAUUUAUUAUUAUUUUCAUCAACCACUUGUGAAAAUUGGUGGUCAUUAUGCACUAAUUAUAAAACUUAAGGUUGUAUGCCUAAGAAAUGUGAAAAUUUUACAGGGACUGUUAAUGAUAGCAAUUGUUAAUCUUAUCUAUCCUAUUGCAUAGCAAAUACAACAAAAACAAAAUGUAUAACUAAAAGAACAUGUACAAAUCAUGGAUCAGUAGUUACUACGUUUACGCAUGUCAAUUGUGAAAGCUGGAAUAGUAAUUGUACUAAUAAUAGUAAUAAUACCGCUUGCAUUGAAAAAACUUGCAGUAAUAUAAAUUUAAGUGCAGUAAUUUAAAUAAAUUCAUACACAUGUAAUGCUUGGAAAACUAGUUGUGCAUUUAUUAAUGGAAGUUGCACAGAUAAGACUUGUACUAAUUCAGAAUUGGUUGGCAGUGAUGUAACAUAAACAAAUUGUAGUGAUUGGUUGCCAUAUUGUACAGCAAAUAAUGCUAUUUGGCCAUAAUAUUGCGAAUUAAAGACUUGCUAAAAUCAUUCAUUAGUAACAAUAAGUUAAGCUAAUUGUUAAAAUUGGCUUUCUUAUUGUAGUGUGAAUUCUGCAGGAACAGCAUGCAUGACUCAUCGAACAUGUAGUAAUUAUGGAAUAAAUAUUUUAACAUUCAAUCAUAUUAAUUGUGAAGCCUGGAUGUAUUAUUGUACAGUGAAUAAUGCAAAUGAUGGAUGUAUGAACAAAACUUGUUUUAAUACUAAUUUGACUGUUUUUAAUGAUUAAACUUGUGGAUAAUGGUUGAAUACCUGUAAAGCCAAUUCAUCAAACACAGGAUGUGAAAUAAGAACUUGCACAAAUUAUGGUAAUUAGUUAACAAGUUUUACUUCAGCAACAUGUUCUUAUUGGUUGUAUUAAUGUACAAAUGAUACAACAGUUGGUUGUAAGACUACUAGAACAUGCACAAGUUAUAAUAAUGUAAUAUAAAAUUUUUCAUUGUAAACCUGCUCAGAAUAUUUAAGCACAUGUGUUCCAGAUCCAACAAAAUCAACAUGUUUAAUAAGAACUUGUAGUAAUGCUUAAGAAUUACCUUCAUAUACACAAUAAAAUUGUUCAAAUUGGUUGAAUAGUUGCACUGUUAAUUUAACUAAUGAUGGUUGUAUAGAUAGAACAUGCUAGAAUGCAUCUCUUUCCUUUUAUAAUUUUAAUAGUUGUUCUAGUUGGUUAAGUUCUUGUACUGUUAAUACAACAAAUGAUGGUUGCACUGAAAAGACAUGUAGUAACAGCACAGUUAUUUAAUUUACAUAAACUAAUUGCACAGCUUGGUUAAGUACAUGUACAAAUGGUACAAAUACUUGUAUUAAUAAAACAUGUUCAAAUUAUACUGGUACUAUUAAUCAAACAAAUUGUAUUGCUUGGUUACCUUAUUGUUAUGCUGAUUCUACAUCUUAAACUUAAUGUUACAGUUUGAGAAAUUGUUAUAAUCAUAAUUUAACUACAUUUACUGUUGCUACAUGUAGCUUAUGGUCUCCAUUAUGUACUGUUAAUACUACAAAUAAUGGAUGUGUUGAAAAAACUUGUUAUAAUAAUAAUUUAACCAAAUUUAGUCAUGUCACUUGUUCAGAUUGGUUAUCAACAUGUACUGUCAAUAUGGAUGCGACUGGUUGUGAGAUUAGAUCAUGUACAAAUUAUGGAAAUAAUAUUGCAGUAUUUAAUAAUACAAAUUGUAAAGCAUGGUAAAAAUAUUGUAAAGUAACAACUUUGGCAAAUGCUUGUGAACCAGUUACUUGUUGGAAAAAUUCUGAAAGUGUAUUUAAUCAUACUAAUUGUUAUACUCACUUGGAUUAAUGUACUGUUGCAGAUUCAACAUCUUGUGGAUCAACAAGAACUUGCACUAAUCAUGGUAGUGCAGUAACUAUUUUUAAUCAUGCAAAUUGUUAAUUUUGGUUAACUAAAUGUACUGUAAAUUCUGCAGGAACAGCUUGUGAAGAAAUGACCUGUACAAAUCAUGGGAUUUAAGUAACUAAAUUUACUCAUGCAAAUUGUUAAAAUUGGAUAUUUGAUUGUACUGUUAAUUCAACUGGUACAGAUUGUGAAUUAAAAACAUGUUCUAAUUAUGGUGCUAAUGUAGUUGUUUACACUCAUGCUAAUUGUUUUGCUUGGUUAUCAAAUUGCACUGCAAAUUCAACUAAUAGUGCAUGUAUUAAUAAAACAUGUCUUAAUACUACUGGAAUUAGUACAUGGACUUAGGCUAAUUGUGAGUCAUGGUUAAGUGUUUGUUAAUUAAGUAAACCAACUACUUGUAAAACUAAUGUUUCAAGUUGUUCAUCAGCAACAUAUAAUUAAUGUGUGAAAGCUACAAAUAAUAAUAUAUGUGUGUGGCAUUAAAAUUAAUGUAAAAAUAGGGCUUGUGAUAAUUUUAUUGGAACAGCAAAUCACACUAACUGUUAAAAUUGGUUCAGUACUUGCACAGUCAAUACUACUAAUACAGGAUGCACCACAAAACCAACUAACUGCACUAAUGGGGGAGUGACUUAAGACUAAUGUGUUCUAAGCAGUUCUAAUGUUAAAUGUGCUUGGAUUGGAGGUACUUGUGUUAAUAGAACAUGUGCACAAUAUUCUGGUACAUUCAAUCACUCUAAUUGUUACAAUUGGUUAAAUACUUGCACAGUUAAUAGUGCUUCUAAUGCUUGCGAAAGUUUAUCAACUUAAUGUACCUCAUAUGCUAUCGAGGAUUAAUGUAAUUUAACCAAUUCAGGCACCAUAUGCUUUUGGGAUGUCAAUAAAUGUGUUAUUAGAACAUGUGAACACGCUUCUCAAACUUCUGAUUAUAAUGAUCAUACUAAAUGUUUUACAUUUUUGAAUACAUGCACAGUUGCUCGAUUUGGAGGAUGCACAGAUAAAUUGGCUGCUUGUUCUACAUAUAAAUAAUAAUCUUAAUGUUAUUAAAGUUCAUCUGGAGUUAAAUGUUAUUGGAAUACUUUAACUUCUUUAUGUACAGAUGCUAUUUGUACAAAUGCAGUUUCAACUUUAACAACUCAUUAAGAUUGUUAAGAUUUUUUGAAUACUUGCACAGUGAAUACUGCAGGAGGUUGUAUUCCUUUGGUAGCAUGUAAUUUAUACACUACUCCUUAAUCAUGUGUGAAAUCUAACACUGGAGAUACUUGUGAAUGGUAAACUUAAACAAGUACUUGUAAUAUAAAAUCUUGCACAACUGCUGCACUAGAUAACACAAGAGAUACUCAUGAAGAAUGUUAAGAUUACCUUUCAAAUUGUACAGUAACUGCUACAGGAGUAGGUGGUUGUGUUGCUUUGAAUGAUUGCAAUAAUUAUGUUUCUGAGAGAUAAUGCAAAAUAAAUUUAAGCGGGUCUUUAUGUGGAUGGAAUGGUUUAGUUUGUGCAAAUCGUUCUUGUUAGACUGCUCCUCCAACAGUAACAUAUAGUAAUGAUAGUGCUUGUUAAAAUUAUAUGGAUGGAUGUACAGUAGUUGAAACUGGAUAUGGUUGCAUAUCUAGAAAAGCAGAUUGUUCAGAUUAUAAAAUAAGUAAAUAAUGUGUAAAAACAAUAACAAACUAAUUAUGUUAUUGGAAUAUGGAAUUACCUAUAGCAGCUUGUGAGAUUAGAACGUGCUUUAAUGCACCUAGUGAUUCACUUACACCUGAAUUAUGUGAAUAACAUUUAAAUUUGUGUUAUUCUAACAUGCAGUAUUGUAGAUUAGAAGAAUGUGAAGAUCUCUCAUUCUCAACAGAUUUUGAAUGUAAAUAUUACAAUAGUAAAUGCACAACAGAUGGUACUAAAUGUGUAUUAAGAAAGAAAUGUUCAGAUGUAUAAAAUAGUGCUGGAUGUGUGAUGGAUGAUAAAUUUAAUGAAUGUGAAUGGUAUAAUUAAGAGUGUGUAUUAAAAACUUGUUAGACUGCACCUGCUUUUAAAACUGAAUUGGAAUGCAAUCUCUAUAAAGAAGGUUGUACAACUAAAUUAUUUGGAGGUUGCAGAGAAAAGACUACUUGUACAUAAGCUAAUGUAGAAUAAGCAUGUACAACAUCUAGUAAUGGUGAAAUAUGUGUUUGGGAACAAGGUUUUUGUAGGGCAUAAAAAUGUGAAGAUUUUUAAGGUAGUUAUGAUGAAAUUUGUGAUGAUUAGAAGAAAGGAUGUGUAAGCGAUGGAAUAAAAUGUAUUCUACCUAGAUAUUGUUCAUAAUUACUUACAAAAGAUGAAUGUAUCAAAGGUGUAGAUGGUCCAUGUAUUUGGUAUGAAUUUGGUUGUACACUAUUUCUUUCUUGUUCUAGCAUUUUAAGUAAUCUAGAUAGCACAUGUAAAUCUGCUAAUAGUUUAUGUACUACAGAUGGUUUCAGAUGUGUUGGAUUAGAUAAAUGUUCUAAUUAUCGAAUAUAAGAAGCAUGUAAAACUGGUUUAGAUGGAAAUUGUUUGUGGAUUGAAUCAUAAUAGAGGUGUCUUUUGUUUGCAAAGUGUUCUGAUUUACCUUAUUUAACUCACAAUGAUUGUUAAAAUGCUUCAUCAAAAUGCACCACAGAUACUUUAAAUGGAUGUAUUGAUUUAACAGAUUGUUUCAAUUACAAGUAGAAAGAAUAAUGCAUAAUAAGUUCUUAAUCACAAAAAUACUUAAAUAAUUAAGUAAUAUAAACAGGAUACUGUGCAUGGGUAAAUAAUAAAUGUCGAGAUCAAUAGUGUGAAGAUUUAAGUGGUGAAACCCAUGAAUCAUGUGAAUCAAAACUAAAAGGAUGUACUUCUGAUGGAACUAAUUGUGUUUCAAUGAAACUUUGUUCUAAGUAUACUAAUAUUAUCACCUGCAAUCUUGCUUUAGGAACUGAUGGAAAAUGCUUUUUUUCUAAUAAUGGUUGCAGAAUUCUUGAAUGCUCGGAUAUUAAAAAUGGAACUAAUCAUUUUACCUGUUAGAGUUUCAAAUCUACUUGUAUAUCUAAUGGAGAAUAAUGUAUACCAUAAGUAAAAUGUGAGUUAUAUCCAAAUUAAUUUGCUUGCACUUAUUUAGGAUUGGAUGGAUAAUGUGCUUGGAAUGGAUCUAAAUGUGUUUUGAUGAAAUCUUGUGAAGAUGCUCAUAUAGAUAUGAUAGCUUGUCAAAGAAUGAAUGAAUUCUGUAAUUGGAAAUCAGAUGUUAAUGGUACUUCAGAAUGUCUUCCUCAUACAUGUUAAACUAAAGGUGUUCUGAAUUAAUGUAAUUAUAUCAAAGAUUUUAAUGCUAAAACGAUAACAACUUGUAUAUGGUCUAAUGAAUUUUGUCAAUCUGUUGAUCCUCGAAAUCUAUAAAGUAAUGAAUGCAAUUUAAACACUUAAAAUACAUAUCGAUGGAAUCCACUUAAUAAUACUUGUGAGUCUUGCUCUCUUUAAUCAGUCAAUUACACUAAUACAACAGUUGUCAGCUAUAUUCAUUUAUUAUCGAUAAUGAUAAUAUAUGCAAUGUUAUUUUGA